Pteropus alecto (black flying fox) is the source of this 1803-nucleotide messenger RNA. RefSeq names its product thiamine transporter 2-like. Gene Ontology annotation, molecular function: thiamine transmembrane transporter activity. The record is from RefSeq and is a predicted model, not a curated record. The transcript has 7 exons. Gene Ontology annotation, biological process: vitamin transport; transmembrane transport. NCBI's taxonomy places the organism in Eukaryota, Metazoa, Chordata, Mammalia, Chiroptera, Pteropodidae. Gene Ontology annotation, cellular component: plasma membrane.
AUGCUUGUGAGAAGAUCACAGGCUAAGUUUGAAUGUGUGGCAUUUGAAAUCCCCUUGAGCCGUUCAAGUGGAGAUGUCAAGUGGGCAUUAGACCUACAGGAAGAGGACCACCCACCUAAAUGGUCUCCAGAUAAGGCCCACCUUGUGAAAGGUAGAGUGGGUGGCAAGCAACAAGGGGUAAUCUGGAAGGUCCUCCCUCCUAACAUCCUGGCCCCAUUCAAAGCCAAGUUUGCUCACUCUUUGCUGGGGAGCAUCACCUUUCGCGUUGAACCACCCAUAAAUUAUUGUAGGACUUCACCCAGCCAUUGCUGGGUUUUCCCCACAGUAAUCCUCUGCUUCUUUGGAUUUUUCUCAAUGAUGAAACCAUCAGAGCCAUUUAUCGCACCUUAUCUAACAGGACCAGAUAAAAAUAUAAGUCUCAGUGUGCUCACAAACGACACCUUUCCAGUGUGGACAUACUCUUACCUGGUGCUGCUGCUCCCCGUCUUUAUCCUCACCGACUAUGUCUGCUACGAGCCAGUCAUCGUCUUAGAAGCGAUCAGCUUCAUCAUUACCUCGCUGCUGCUCCUGUUUGGCCAAGGAGUGAGAACCACGCAGGUUGUGGAAUUCUUCUACGGUUUGGCCUUCGUCACCGAGGUGGCCUACUCCGCCUACUUAUACAGCGUGGUCAGCCCCGAGCACUAUUAAGAAGUAAGCGGCUACUGCAGGGGCAUCACGCUGGUGGCCCGCACGAUGGCCUCAGUGCUGGCCCAGCUCUUGGUGUCGCUGGCCAAAAUAUCGUACUUUUACCUCAAUGUCAUAUCCCUGGUCUCUGUCUCCAUGGCCUUCCUUUUCUCACUUUGUCUACCGAUGCCCAAGAAAAGCAUGUUUUUUCACGCAAAACCCAGCAAAGAAGUACAGAAGCCAUCGAGCACGGAAGCAGUGAUAGAGGAACCUCAUGAGGGCAGAACAUCAGGCUGUGACGAGGAGAAGCCCACUUCAGAGACACUCACCACUUUGGGGAAGCUGGAUGAUGGCCAGUGGAGUGGCCCGAAGCCAGAAAAUGUGGCUUUGAGAGUUUUCAUGCAGUGGUUCCAAGACCUGAAAGAGUGCUACUCCUCAAAGCGUCUUUUUUACUGGUCCCUGUGGUGGGCUCUUUCCACAGCAGGUUAUAACCAGGUUUUGAGCAAUGUUCAAACCCUGUGGGAAUACAAGGCACCAUCCCAGAGUUCCCCAAUAGACAACGGAGCAGUAGAAGCCCUUGCGACGUUUGGGGGCGCUCUGGCAGCGUUCACCGUGGUCCACGUGAAAGUCAACUGGGACCUUCUGGGGUAGCUGGCCCUGGGCAUCUUCUCGGUGGCCGAUGCAGGUUCCCUAUUUAUCAUGCAUUUCACAACUAAUAUUUGGGUGUGCUAUGCCGGUCUUUUGACAGUCAAGUCAAGUUACAUGCUUCUCAUAACCAUAGCAGUAUUUCAGAUUGCCAUUGAUCUCAGCGUGGAACGCUAUGCCCUGGUGUUCGGAAUCAACACUUUCGUUGCUUCGGUGAUCCAGACUGUCAUGAUGGUGACUGUGGUUGACAAACGAGGCCUGGGACUUCCGGUCGACAUUCUGUUUUUAGUUUAUGGAAGUUACUUUUCUGUCAUUGCUGAAAUUUUCCUAAUGAGAAGCAUUUACAUAAUCUAUUCAGCCCGAUGCAGAAAGAAAAAACGUAGUUUUUCUGGUGAUAAUCUAAGUGAGUUGGAGGACUCAAUUCCUGAUCCAAGCUUGGUUCACAAUAUUAGCCUGAUUUCUCUAACCACAGACUCAGAAGAUGGACAACCUUAA